Molecule: messenger RNA, 870 nt
Organism: Aspergillus ibericus CBS 121593
Lineage: Eukaryota; Fungi; Ascomycota; Eurotiomycetes; Eurotiales; Aspergillaceae
Product: 40S ribosomal protein eS26
Exons: 4
Coding region: 18-377 (119 amino acids)
Biological process (GO): translation
Cellular component (GO): cytosolic small ribosomal subunit; ribosome
Molecular function (GO): mRNA binding; structural constituent of ribosome
Source: RefSeq, a predicted model, not a curated record
CAGAGAAAUCCGUCAAGAUGGUCAAGAAGAGGGCGAACAACGGUCGUAACAAGAACGGCCGCGGCCACGUCAAGCCCGUGCGCUGCUCCAACUGCGCUCGCUGCACUCCCAAGGACAAGGCCAUCAAGAGAUUCACCAUCCGCAACAUGGUUGAGUCCGCUGCCAUCCGUGAUAUCUCGGACGCCUCCGUCUUCACCGACUACGCCGUCCCCAAGAUGUACCUGAAGCUGCAGUACUGCGUCUCCUGCGCUAUCCACGGCAAGAUCGUUCGUGUCCGUUCCCGCGAAGGUCGCCGCAACCGUGCUCCCCCUCCUCGUAUCAGGUACAACAAGGAUGGCAAGAAGCUGAACCCCCCUCAGGCCGCCAAGGCUAUGUAAGGAAGGAAUAACCAAAAGAGAAAGAAAAUGGAAUUAGUUUAGGGGCCUUAACUGUUGCUUCUUGAUAUUUUUCUUUUGUGUUGUUGAAACAGACUUCUUUACACGGAUUAAAUGGAAUGAACGGGUUUCAGUUUCGGGGUUGAUUUGAAAAGCAAAAAAGGUUUCCUGGUUUCGCCGGUGGGCUGGAGAGACGAAAUCUAUAUCAGAAACAAAUAACGAAAUUCUAAGCUUCAGGUGUCCCGCCCAAAGGUAAUAGGAAACAGAACAGACCUGCCAUUCGUGGACGGAUGUUGACGUGCUGGGGGAUCGCUUCGUUUGCUUGAAGUUCUCGGGCCCGGUAUUGAUCUCCUUGACUUACCAUGGCAUUCAAGGGAACUCGAUUAGAUCUAAUGAAAAAUGGAAUGACAUGAUCCCAUCAUAGUUUACCAAGUCUUGUUAAUUACGACGAUGUGAGCAAUGCCGUUUGUCGAUAUCUUCUAAUCACUAGUCAUGG